CCCCCACCACCCAUCACCACCACCACCCCCAUCACUUCACCAACCACUACUACACUACUCACUAGACAACAAACUUCCUCAAACUCUUGCCUUUUCUUUGCCUUUAGAUAGAAACAGUGUUUCCAAGCAUAUAAAACUACUCAAGAAGACCGAUACCGACCUGAAGAUGUAUUGAUAAGACUCAGGCAGGUGGUCCAUAUUGUCUUGUUCUUCUACUGCGACCUGUGUAUUUUGCUGCUGAAGAGGCAGAGUGAAGUAGGUUCAAGAGGCGCUAUGGCUGAUCUGCUUUCCGCUGACCUGCUCUCUCAGUUCCGAAGAGACGGGUGUGUGUGUGUGCCUGGCUUCUUAACAGAGGAGGAAGCAGAUGGUCUGAGGGAAGCGUGCAAACACCUGGUGGAGGCUAUGGACCCAUCACUCCACACACCCACCAUAUUUUCCACCACUAAUCAUAACCAGGCUCGUAGUUCAUACUUCUUGGAGAGUGGAGACAAAGUACACUUCUUCUUUGAACAAGAGGCACUCGACAGUAACAAUGAACUUAAAGUUGACAAGCACUUGGCACUCAACAAGAUUGGUCAUGCCCUCCACUGGCUGGUGCCAGAGUUUAAGAAAGUGUCCUUCUCUACCAAGAUGAAGAAGGUGGCCCAGCAGCUUGGCUUUGUUUCCCCAGCUGUAGUGCAGUCUAUGUACAUCUUCAAGCAACCAGGCAUUGGAGGAGAAGUCACCCCUCACAAGGAUUCCACUUUUCUGUCAACGGAGCCACAGAGCUGCAUUGGCUUCUGGUUUGCCCUGGAAGAUGUCACCUUAGAGAAUGGCUGCCUUUGGUUCAGUCCUGGCUCACACAAGAGCCCUACCAAUCGUAGGUUCAUCCGAAACCCUGAUAAGACCGGUGACCUGACGUGCUUCACUUCUCCUCCUGAUCCUGAUGACCCAAGCAAGUACAUCCCCAUCCCUGUCCCAAAAGGUACACUAGUGCUCAUUGACGGUCAGGUGGAUCACAAGAGUGAGAAAAAUACUUCCUCAAAAUCACGACAAAUUUAUACCUUCCAUGUGAUUGAACGCCACAACACAACUUGGGAUCCACGCAAUUGGCUUCAGCCCACACCAGAGAUGCCCUUCACUGGACUUUAUGAAAAUAAUCCCUAAAAUGCUCUCCUUUAUCUGUUUAACCUAGUUUACAAUUACAAAGAUUUUUACAGACUGAAUUGACUUCCAGGUGCCCCAUUCCUCAGUGUGGAUGUUGAGAACUUUGGUAUUUGUAAGAUGGGGACUUCGUGUACUUGCGGUGUUCAUCUUCCAGUUCUCCCUGCUACUAUGCAAAAUCUUG
Molecule: messenger RNA, 1327 nt
Organism: Cherax quadricarinatus
Lineage: Eukaryota; Metazoa; Arthropoda; Malacostraca; Decapoda; Parastacidae
Source: RefSeq, a predicted model, not a curated record